Molecule: messenger RNA, 2385 nt
Organism: Boleophthalmus pectinirostris (great blue-spotted mudskipper)
Lineage: Eukaryota; Metazoa; Chordata; Actinopteri; Gobiiformes; Gobiidae
Product: inactive dipeptidyl peptidase 10
Exons: 26
Coding region: 1-2385 (794 amino acids)
Biological process (GO): proteolysis
Molecular function (GO): serine-type peptidase activity; dipeptidyl-peptidase activity
Source: RefSeq, a predicted model, not a curated record
AUGGACCAACAACAACUGGAACAUGGAGCUGAAGGAGUUCAAAUAAAUAGGAAGGACCUUGGUGGAGUGAGUCCUCCUCAGAGGAACUGGAAGGGCAUCGCCAUCGCUCUGCUGGUCAUCCUGGUGGUGUGCUCCCUCAUCACCAUGUCUGUGAUCCUGCUCACUCCAGAUGACAAUCAGGCUGGCAGUGACACUAAGCUGACAGUGGAGGACCUGUUCAAACCGGAGUUCAAAGUUCACGACCCCGAGGCCAAAUGGAUCAAUGACUCUGAGGUGAUCUACAGAAACAGCGAUGGACACGUCAUCAAGUUCAACAUCCUCACCAACGAAACAGACAUCCUGCUGGCCAACACCACUUUUAUCAAUUUCAACGUGGCCAAGUACUCCCUCUCUCCUGACCUCAAAUACGUACUGUUCGCGUACGACGUCAAGCAAGUUUAUCGGCACUCCUACAUGGCAUCCUACAGUAUCUACAACAUCCACACAAGGGAGGUUUGGGCACUGGACCCUCCGGAGGUCGGGAACUCUGUGCUGCAGUACGCGGCCUGGGGAGUACAAGGACAACAGCUGAUGUACAUAUUUGAGAAUAACAUCUACUACCAGUCUGAUGUGAAGAGUAACUCACUGAGGCUCACAUCUUCAGGCAAAGAGGGCGUCAUCUUCAACGGCAUCGCAGACUGGCUCUACGAAGAGGAGAUCUUGGAGACCCACGUGGCUCACUGGUGGUCCCCCGAUGGAGAGAGACUGGCCUUCCUGGUCCUGAACGACACUCUGGUCCCAAACAUGGUCCUGCCUCGCUUCACUGGGACCACCUACCCCCGGGGCAAGCACUACCCCUACCCCAAGGCAGGACAGCCGAACCCCGCAGUGAAGCUGUUUGUGGUGAAUCUGUACGGACCCACCCACACUCUGGAACUGAUGCCUCCAGAGAGCCUCAAACUACGGGAGCAUUAUGUGACCAUGGUGAAGUGGAUCAGUAAGACGAAGACCGCAGUGCGAUGGCUGAACCGGCCUCAGAACAUCUCCAUACUGACUGUGUGCGACACCACCACUGGGGCCUGUGUCACGAGGCACGAGGAGAGCUCUGAACUUUGGCUGUCAAAGCAGACGCAGGAGCCGGUUUUCUCUCGGGAAGGCAACAGGUUCUUCCUCACUGUCCCGGUCAAACAGGGAGGAAGAGGGGAGUUCCAUCACAUCGCCAUGUUCACUACACAGUUCAGAGCAGAUCAGAACGAAGUGCGACAUCUGACAUCAGGAAACUGGGAGGUGACCAGGAUCGUGGCUUACGACGAAAACUCCGACAACCUUUACUUCCUGAGUACAGAAGGCUCUCCACGCAGACGGCAGCUCUACAGUGUAAAAACAGUGGGUCUGUUUCCACGGCGAUGCCUGACCUGUGACCUGAACAAGGCUCACUGUCUGUACUUCGACGCAGACAUCAGCCCCUCCCACCAGCACAUCAUCCUGCACUGUAAAGGACCCGGAGCUCCGACUGUCAUCCUGCACAGCCUCAAUACAUCAAACUACUACAUCCUGGAGAAUAACUCUGUUCUGAAGGCCACUCUCAGAUACAAGAGGAUCCAGCUGACUGAAUUCAGAACUGUGCCCAUCGAACAUUUUGAUUUACCGUUGAUGAUCUCAUACCCACCAGACUUCUCAGACUCAAGACACUAUGGACUCCUGUUUAUCAUUGACAGCGCCCCCGGUGGUCAGGCGGUGAGUGAGCUCUUCUCUCUGGGCUGGGACUCUGUGCUGGUCAGCUCCGACAGUGUGAUCGUGGCUCGUCUGGACGCCCGGGGCAGUGGAUUCCAGGGACAGAGACUCCUCCAUGAGCUGCACCACAGGCUGGGCACUGUGGACCUGCACGACCACAUCACUGCCGUGGAGUACAUGCUGAAAUUUCCAUAUAUCGACCGCACAAGGAUAGCGCUGUUUGGGAAGGGUUACGGCGCGUACCUGGCCUUGAUGCUGAUGAAGUCCACAGACAGUCUGUUCAAAUGUGCCUGCGCCAUGUCCCCUGUGACAGACUGGAAGCUCUAUGCCUCCGCCUUCUCAGAGCGAUACCUGGGUUUACCGCUACGAGACGACAGCCGAUACCAGUUUUCGAGUGUACUGCAGAACGCCCAGGCUUUCCGGGAUCAGACGCUGAUGCUGGUGCACGGGACAGCAGAUGCGAACAUCCACUUCCAGCACACUGCCGAGCUGGUCAAAAACCUGGUCAAAGUGGGAGCCAACUACUCCAUGCAGAUCUAUCCAGACGAGGGCCACUUCCUGUCCGAGGUGAGCCAGCUGCACCUGUACUCCACCCUGACCAGCUUCUACAGAGAUUGUCUCAAAGAGGAGCUGCUACCACCGUCCGACGAAGACGAGGAGGAGGAAGAGUGA